Lingula anatina is the source of this 1268-nucleotide messenger RNA. Its product is annotated as syntaxin-like. Gene Ontology annotation, molecular function: SNAP receptor activity; SNARE binding. Gene Ontology annotation, biological process: exocytosis; intracellular protein transport; vesicle fusion. The record is from RefSeq and is a predicted model, not a curated record. Gene Ontology annotation, cellular component: SNARE complex; endomembrane system; plasma membrane. NCBI's taxonomy places the organism in Eukaryota, Metazoa, Brachiopoda, Lingulata, Lingulida, Lingulidae.
GCUUCAAUGAGAUCUCAUGUCGUCUUCUCAUUGGUUGGUUUAACUAGCCUAGAGUUCGGAAACUUGGUUGGAAACCUAUAAAAACUUGACGCCGGCAGACUGGGGCAAUCUUGCUUCAGAUAUUAAACCACUGGUUUCUACGCUCAAAGGGAGCUAAUCUUACUAAAUUCGUUCUUUGCUCUUCUGAAUUUUGGAAGAAGUACUGCCUUAACAAGGGUAGGUGACAGCGAGCAGUAGAGGGCAGACGACCCAUUUCAAGAAAUUGACUGUGCUGAAAAGGUUGUCAAGUGAGACUAAAGUAAUCGGGUGAAGCUUUUCUCUCCAGCUUGCACUGAGUUUAAAUACCCGUGACGAUGAAAGAUCGCAUGGCGGAGUUGUUGUGCUGGCAGGAAAACGUUUGGGGAGAAAGUGAAGAAGCGGACACCGACACGGAAUGGCCGCAGGUUGUGAUGCCGCCCGAAGAAUCACAAGCGCUACUCAUGAACACUCUAGAAACAGUCACAAGCGUACAAAACAGCGUGGAAAGCAUGGCACAGAUGGUGGAGCAGACGAAAAAAUUACACAGCGAGCUGGAAGUGGCGUCCUUCGGGCUCGUUCAACUGAAAGAAAAACUUGAGGUUCAAUACGGCCGUAUUUUUGCCUAUUGCACCGACAUAAGAGCCAAGCUGAAUGAGAUGGAGAAAGUAUUGGAAGACGACCAAACCAGCGCAGGCUGUGGCAGCGCCAGAGCGAAAAUUUGCCGUGCGCAACACCAGAGCCUAUCGACGCAGCUGUAUUUGAUACUGCGGGACUUCUACGCAGCCCAGGUGACCCACGAGGAGCAUGUGAAGGGGCGCAUUCGUCGCCAGCUCAGCAUUCUGGGCACAGAAAUUUCGGAUGACGAAUUGGACGACGCCGUGCACGGCGGGGGCUCGACGCUUUUUUAUUGCAAUAUCCAAGUGAAUGUAGCCGAAGCCGAAUUCAAAUUGUCCAUGACCGAAGAGAGACAUAGACAAUUUACUGCCAUGGAAGACAAGCUGCACGAGCUACGUAAUCUUUUUUUAAACGUUCAGAAUAUCGUAGCCCAGGACAGCGAGCUGAUUGACAAUAUUGAACACAAUGUUUCCAAAACUGCUGACUAUAUUCAAGAAAUUAACGAAGUCCACACAUAUAAAAAAGCUGUGCCGGUGAAGAAACGAAACCUUCGUGCAAGGAUUGUGUCCAUCUCUCGAGUAGGAUUUAACAAAAUGUUUCAUAAAAGGCUAAGAACUUAAACUUUUAAAAUAUUC